Messenger RNA from Lepisosteus oculatus (spotted gar), 1939 nucleotides. It is a transcript of the gene metap2a, whose product is annotated as methionyl aminopeptidase 2a. Gene Ontology annotation, cellular component: cytoplasm. Gene Ontology annotation, biological process: proteolysis. The record is from RefSeq and is a predicted model, not a curated record. Lineage: Eukaryota; Metazoa; Chordata; Actinopteri; Semionotiformes; Lepisosteidae. Gene Ontology annotation, molecular function: metalloaminopeptidase activity.
CCCUGCGCUUCCUCUUUCCCCCCCGUGUUUCCAAUCAUGGCGGAUGUGGUUCGGCAGCAAGAGCAAGAGGAGAAAUCCGAACAGGAGAAACACCUAAACGGAGAGGUGGAACUCGAAGACAAGGAGGAGGCUGAUGCUUCCGAGGAGACAGCCAAGAAAAAGAAAAAGAAGAAGAAGAAAAACAAGUCGCCAGCUGCCGCAGCAGCUAACGAGCCGGAGGCAGAUGGGAAUGCCGACGGAGUGGACGACAUGACGAAACAGCUGGAGAAGCAGGCUGUUGAAGACAAAGACAAGGAUGACGAUGGAGAGGAAGAUGGAGAGGAAGGGGAAAACUCUGCAGGAAAGAAGAAAAAGAAGAAGAAAAAGAAGAAAGGACCCAAGAUGCAGACUGAUCCACCUUCAAUUCCGAUCUGUGAGCUCUAUCCCAGUGGAGUCUUUCCAAAGGGACAAGAAUGUGAAUAUCCAACGACGCAAGAUGGUCGGAGUGCUGCCUGGCGCAUGACUAACGAAGAGAAGAGAGUGUUGGAUAAGGCCAGUGAAGAGAUCUGGAACGACUUCAGACAGGCAGCAGAGGCUCAUAGACAAGUCAGAAAGUAUGUUAUGAGCUGGAUCAAACCUGGCAUGACUAUGAUUGAAAUCUGCGAAAAACUAGAAGACUGUUCCCGGAAAUUGAUCAAAGAGAAUGGUUUGAAUGCAGGCCUGGCCUUUCCCACUGGCUGCUCAUUGAAUAACUGUGCUGCUCACUAUACCCCCAAUGCUGGAGACCCCACAGUCCUGCAGUAUGAUGACGUCUGCAAAAUAGACUUCGGAACGCACAUAAAUGGUCGUAUCAUAGACUGUGCUUUUACUGUUACAUUUAACCCAAAGUACGAUAAACUUCUUGAAGCAGUGAAAGAUGCCACUAAUACAGGAAUCAAGUGUGCUGGGAUUGAUGUACGCCUGUGUGAUGUUGGAGAAGCUAUACAGGAAGUCAUGGAAUCCUAUGAGGUUGAGAUCGAUGGAAAGACUUAUCAAGUGAAGCCAAUUCGGAAUUUAAAUGGCCACUCCAUUGGACAAUACAGGAUACAUGCUGGCAAGACUGUCCCCAUUGUCAAAGGAGGGGAAGCAACAAGAAUGGAGGAAGGAGAGGUCUAUGCUAUAGAAACAUUUGGAAGCACAGGAAAAGGAGUUGUUCAUGAUGACAUGGAGUGCUCACACUACAUGAAGAACUUUGAUGUUGGACAUGUGCCAAUCAGACUCCCAAGGGCUAAACACUUGUUGAAUGUGAUCAAUCAGGACUUUGGCACUUUGGCUUUCUGCCGCCGCUGGCUGGAUCGUCUGGGAGAGACAAAGUACCUUAUGGCACUGAAGAACCUUUGUGACUUGGGCAUAGUGGAUCCAUACCCUCCUCUCUGUGACAUGAAGGGCUGUUACACAGCACAGUUUGAGCACACCAUAUUAUUGCGUCCAACGUGCAAGGAAGUUGUGAGCAGGGGAGAUGAUUAUUAAGUUCGGCUUUUUUGUUCCCUGACAAGCUUUUUCUCACUUUGCUUUUGCAGAAAGCGGCACAAACUAAUUCAUGUGCUGCUCAGUGUCUGUCUGAGGGGUCGACUUUGUAUCAUAUUUACCAUGUUUGAAUUGAACAGCGGAAUAUUUGACAGUAUGGUUUUUAAUAUGCUUUAUUGCAUUUACAAAAAUAAAUGAUGCUGCUUCCUUUCAAAUGGGAAGUUAAAUAACAUAUAACUUAUGGCUGUAAAGUUUGGCUUUUAUUGCAGUUGGAGAGGGGAGUAUUUUGCAGAAUUUGCAUUCCGCUUGUAUAAGUAUUUAUAUUUUCCCUGACACUUCCAAAUUCUUAGUAACUGCUAAUUCUAACACCUGUGACCAUUGUAGGAAUUUGUUUUGAACUCCCAGAAACCUUUUUGUAAAACUAGAUGAAAAUAAAAAUCUUUUUUUGUUCAGA